Molecule: messenger RNA, 5203 nt
Organism: Electrophorus electricus (electric eel)
Lineage: Eukaryota; Metazoa; Chordata; Actinopteri; Gymnotiformes; Gymnotidae
Product: unconventional myosin-Va
Biological process (GO): actin filament organization
Cellular component (GO): actin cytoskeleton; membrane; cytoplasm
Molecular function (GO): microfilament motor activity; actin filament binding; ATP binding
Source: RefSeq, a predicted model, not a curated record
GUAGCAGUGAUUCAACGUCACGGCCCUCCUGGUGUCCACGUGAAGAUUAACCGUUAACUUCCCAUUACGGUUAUGGUGCCUCUAUGCCAGAGCAAAGGGCGUAAGGCCAGUGACUCUGAGGGAGAGGUGGAGGCAGUGAGUGAAUGUGGUGAAUCUCGUUUUCGCUAUUUCUCCUGCCCCUUCAGCUUAUAAGGAGUCCAGUUUAACAAAGCGGUCUGUUUAAUAUGGCAACUCCUGAACUCUACACUAAGGGAGCCUGGGUGUGGACGCCCGAUGAAGAAGAAGUGUGGGUGUCUGCCCAGCUUCAACAAGACUACCGGCCCGGAGACCAGACACUCAUACUCAGGCUCAGUGACGGACGAGAGAUGCACUACUCAGUGGCGUCUCCUGCUGGUCUCCCUCCACUGGGAAACCCUGACAUUUUGGAAGGCGAAAACGACUUGACGGCCCUCAGCUUUCUGCACGAGGCUGCGGUGCUUCACAACCUGCGCGUGCGGUUCCUCGACUACAGUAGCAUAUACACCUACUGCGGCAUUGUGCUAGUAGCACUAAACCCAUACGAGCAGCUACCCAUCUACGGAGAGGAGGUGAUGGAUGCAUACAGUGGGCAGGACAUGGCUGAUAUGGAUCCCCAUGUCUUCUCCAUAGCUGAAGAAGGCUACCGCGCCAUGAUCAGGGAGGAGAAGAACCAGUCGAUUAUCAUUAGUGGUGAGUCUGGCUCGGGGAAGACGGUGUCCGCUAAGUUCGCCAUGCGCUACUUCGCUGUGGUGGGUGGAGCAGCCCAGCAGACGCAGGUGGAGGAGAAGGUCCUUGCGUCCAGCCCCAUCAUGGAGGCUAUUGGGAACGCUAAAACCACACGCAACGAUAACAGUAGUAGGUUUGGGAAGUACGUUGAGAUUGGCUUUGGAUCUAAAGGAGAUAUAAUCGGAGCAAGCAUGAGGACAUACCUGUUGGAGAAAUCCAGAGUUGUUUUCCAGGCGCCAUACGAGCGGAACUACCACAUCUUCUACCAACUGUGUGCCUUCAAGGACUCCCCUGAAAUGAGGGCACUUAAACUCGACUCCGCAGAACACUUCCGAUACACUAACCAAGGGCUGGACAUAAAUAUUCCGGGCACAGACGAUGCCGUGGAGUUGGAGAACACCCGGAAUGCUUUGACAGUGAUGGGAGUGCAGCCUGACCAGCAGAUGGAGCUCUUUCAAAUCUUGGCGGCUGUCCUGCAUCUUGGAAACGUUAACAUCCAGGCCAGCGGCAGAGGAGGCGACCGCUGCUUCAUCAGUGCGGACGAUCUCUCGCUGGUGGUCUUCUCCAAGCUGAUGGGUGUGGAGGGCUCCCAGAUGGCCCACUGGCUGUGUCAUCAGCGGCUAACCGUGGCUGGGGAGAUACUGGUGAGGCCCAUGUCAGCGCAGCAGGCUAACGGCGCGCGGGACGCUCUGGCUAAGCAUGUCUACGGGCAGCUGUUUGCCUGGACCGUGCAGAGCCUGAACUCGGCUCUGCGAGCCCACCGAGAGCGGACCAAGACUCUCAUAGGGGUGCUGGACAUCUACGGAUUUGAGACGUUUGACAGAAACAGUUUCGAGCAGUUCUGUAUCAAUUACGCCAAUGAGAAACUUCAACAGCAGUUCAACAGGCACGUGUUCCAGCUGGAGCAGGAGGAGUAUGUGCGAGAGGAGCUGCCCUGGAGCCGCAUCGAGUUCAGUGAUAACCAGCCGUGCAUCACUCUCAUAGAAGGCCCUCUGGGUGUGUUGGACCUGCUGGACGAGGAGUGCAGAGUUCCUAAAGGCUCAGAUGAAAACUGGGCACGGAAGCUCUAUGAUCGGCACCUGGACCGAAGCCCCAAUUUCCGGAAGCCGCGCAUGUCCAACUCGGCAUUCGUGCUCUUGCACUUUGCUGACAUGGUCCAAUAUGAAUGUCUUGGGUUUUUAGAGAAGAACCGUGACACGGUAUUCGAAGAGCCCAUCAAUAUAAUGAGAGCCAGUCAGUUGGAGUUGGUCGCAGAGUUGUUCCAGCAAGAGCCGGCAGGGGGCUCCCUCUCUGCAUCCUCCGUGCGUAAUGGGCCCGUGCGCUCGGGGAAUAAAGCGCACCGUGAGCACAAACUGACUGUGGGCUUCCAGUUUCGUCAGUCCCUGCAGCUCCUGAUGGACACCCUGAACGGCACCACCCCCCACUACAUCCGCUGCAUCAAACCCAAUGACCUCAAGCAGCCUUUCACGUUUGACCCUCGAAGGGCAGUGCAGCAGUUGCGUGCCUGCGGUGUGUUGGAGACCAUCCGCAUCAGUGCUGCGGGCUACUCAUCCAGGUGGCGUUACGAGGAGUUCUUCAGCCGCUAUCGUGUUCUCCUGAGUGCUUCGGCCGCGCAGGGUGACUCGCGGGCGUCUUGCCGCCGGGCGAUCCCUGCCCUCAUCCCGGACCCCGAGCAGUACUGCUUCGGCCGGACCAAAGUGUUCCUCCGGGCCGGCCAGGUGGCCGUGCUGGAGAAGCUGAGGGCGGGAAGGCUGUGCGCGGCUGCCGUGCUCGUGCAGAGCACGGUGAGGGGCUGGCUACAGAGCCGGCGUUUCCGGCGGCUCCGUCACGCCACUCUCACUCUGCAGAGGUUCACCCGGGGAACGCUGGCCCGCAGGCUGGCCUGCAUCCUGCGCUACACCCGGGCCGCUCUGGUCAUCCAGAAGACGUACCGCAUGGCGGUGGUGCGACAGCUCUUCCUCGCCAUCCGGGAAGCUGCCGUCACUAUCCAGGCCUACGCCCGGGGCGUGCAAGCUCGCCGGGCGUGCAGACAGCUGCGGGCGGAGCAGGCGGCGGUGCGCGUGCAGGCGUGGGUGCGCGGCUGGCUGGCCCGCCGCCGGUUCUGCCGUGUCAGGGCGGCCGUGGUGCUGGCGCAGAGCUGCGUGCGCAGGCGAGCGGCCCGCCGGGAGCUGCGGAGGCUACGGGCGGAAGCGCGCUCCGUGGAGAGGUACCAGGAGCUGCACAGGGGCAUGGAGGUGAAGCUCAUGCAACUGCAGCGCCGCGCCGACCAGGAGGCCAGAGAGAGCGCGUCUCUUCGGGACGCUCUCCAGGCCGAGCAGGACUCUCACAGCCGGGAGGUGGAGAAGCUGCGCUCCGCCCUCGGCGACCUGCAGCGGCGGCUCCAGGAACAGAGCCUCGCAGCUCCUGCGCCCCCCACCCCGCAGCAGGAGGAGGAGAGGAGGCGAGACAAGGAGAGGAGCGCCCACCAGACCCUGCUCCUGGUGCAGGAGAUCGAAGCUCUGAAAGUGGAGAGAGACGCGCUGGAAAAGGAGAAGGAUGAGCUGAUCAGUCGCUUACACGAGCUGCAGAAAGCCAAAGAAGAGAGCAGGCAGCAGGCGGCGGCGCAGGACCAAGCAGCCGUUGAGGCGGAGCUAGAGGAGGAGAGGCGGAGGUACCAGACCCUGCUGAGGGACUUCACCCGCCUGGAGCAGAGAUAUGACAACCUGAAAGAUAUGAGCACACUCCCUACUGCUGAGCGGUGGCAGGGACACAGGCGCACUGACUCCACACAGAGCCUGUCCCUGGAGCCUCCCUCUCUCCUCUCCUCUGACGUGCCCUCCUCUGAGGAGGCCAGGAGGAUCAGUGUCACCUUCCCUCUCGACACAAAGCCCUGGGGCCCCGCGGCUCCUCUGAGUGCUUUAAUGGAGGACCUCGGUGUGCUAAAGGACACAGCCAAGAAGUUGCACGGAGACGACCUGCAUCAUGCCUACGAUGCUGUUCGCGUGGCCAACAAGUUCCUGGAGAGGCAGCUGUUGACUCAGAGGUCUGAAUGGGAGCAGGAGAAGGCUGAGCUCACCCUGAAGCUCCAGCAGGCCCAGGGUAGAGGCACCCCGGCUAGCAGAGAGCUGAAGGAUCUAAUGGAGCAGAUGGAGGUUGGGGAACAAGAGUGUUACAGGCUGAGGAGAGAACUGAAGGACCUGAAACACACAGUGACACUCAGAACAACUCUUUUAUAUUCAGGCCUGGCUGGCUCUCUGUCUCCUGAGCCGACGUCUCCCCUUCCCCAGCCGGGCCCUGCACAGACAGGACUGCUGGAGUGUAGGAGGAGAGAUGAGAGCAAGCUUAUCAAAAACCUCAUUACAGACGUGCGGGUGGACGUGGCGCUGGCUCUGGACCCCGGCCUGCCGGCCUACCUGCUUUUAUUGUGCCUGCAGCAGGCAGACUGCAGCAGGGAGCCGGCCCGCGUGCGCCGCCUCUGCGCUGGUGCGCUGACUGCCAUGAAAGCUGCCUUGAAGAAACACAGCAGCGACCUGGAGAUGACGGCUCUGUGGCUGAAGAACAGCUGCCUGCUCAAAGACCUGCUCACCCAGCACUCUGCAGCACAGGAGGUGGGGCGGAAUGAGGAGGUCCUUCCCCUGCAGGUGCAGCUGAAGGACCAGGUGCGGCUCCUCGGUGAUGUGUGCAUUCAGGCCUACCAGCAGCUGCUGUCCAUCACCGAGAGCCGCCUGCAGCCCGUCAUCGUUCCAGCCGUGCUGGAGAGCGAGACCAUCCCAGGCCUGGGGGGCGGCGCCACGAAGCCGGCCGGCUCCCGCAAGCGCACGGGCUCGGAGGCCCGGGCGGGGGCGGCGUCUCCGGUGGGGGCCACCAUGGCCGCCGUACUGAAGGAGCUCGGUGCGCUGCACGUAGCUCUGGAGCGGCAGGAGCUGCCCGCGGCCUUGCUGGAGCAGGCCUUCCGGCAGCUUGUCCACCAGCUGGCUGCCAGCGCCCUCAACAGCCUGAUCCUGCGCAAGGACAUGUGCUGCUGGAGCCGCGGCCUGCAGAUCCGAUAUAAUGUGAGUUUGCUGGAGGAGUGGCUGCGAAGCCGUGGCCUACAGACAGGGGGCGCUGCAGCUGCUCUGGAGCCGCUCAUCCAGGCAGCCCAGCUACUCCAAAUGAGCAAGAAGACAGAGGCAGAUGGACGAGCAGUAGUUCAGACUUGCAGUGCUCUCUCAAGCCAGCAGAUUGUGAAGAUUCUCACCCAGUACACUCCUCAGAGCGAUGUUGAGGAGCGGGUAACUCUCAACUUCAUUCGUAUCGUUCAGGGGCUGCUGAAGGGGCGCUCGGAUGGACCGCCCCCACAGCUGCUGCUGGAUGUUAGGCGGGUCUUUCCUGUUACCUUCCCUUACCUGCCGCCCCCACCGGUCAGCGUGGAGCAGCUGGACAUCCCAGACUCCCUCAAGAUCUCCUUCCUACGCAGAGUCUGAGGGAGGCCAGUCACCAG